This is a messenger RNA of Sebastes umbrosus (honeycomb rockfish), 6596 nucleotides long. It is a transcript of the gene epha3, whose product is annotated as eph receptor A3. Gene Ontology annotation, biological process: protein phosphorylation; axon guidance; cell surface receptor protein tyrosine kinase signaling pathway. Gene Ontology annotation, cellular component: plasma membrane; neuron projection. Gene Ontology annotation, molecular function: protein binding; transmembrane-ephrin receptor activity; ATP binding. The transcript is spliced from 19 exons. Bases 425 to 3397 code for a protein of 990 amino acids. Lineage: Eukaryota; Metazoa; Chordata; Actinopteri; Perciformes; Sebastidae. The record is from RefSeq and is a predicted model, not a curated record.
UAUAAGCACUAUGAUACUGGCAUCAGAUAGCUGUUUUUAAGUUGUCUAUGUACAUUGUAUUGGUCCCUAUGAAAUAAACCAUGAAAAUAAUAAUAAUCAUCUCAGUCCCUGCUCACAAUUUGACUGAAUGUAAUCACAUCUUUACAUCGACUCAGUCUGUAAAGAAUAUGCUGAAUAGCUGAAUUUGUCUUCCACGUCAAGAAAGACGUUGAUGCAUCUAAAGUGACCUGUGGUGAACUUGAGCGCUGUGUUUGUGCUGUCUGUCUGUCAGACUCUGUAGGACCCAGCGGAAAAGUGCUCCAGCCGGAGGGAGACGGAGCGAGAGAGAGAGAGAGAGAGAGAGAGAGAGCUGAGUGGAGAGAAGAGAAGACGCUCUCAGAUCAGUCAGUGGCUUCAUGGAGUUAUGUACCUCUGAUCCGCCGCCAUGGAUUGCAAUCCGCGAUCACUCCUUUUCAUUUUACCUCUUUUAUUCUCCUGCGUUGUUCCUGCGUUUCCCGUCAUCUACCCCCCCAACGAAGUCAACCUGUUAGACUCUAAAGCAAGCCAAGGGGAGUUAGGAUGGAUCUCCUACCCAGUGCAUGGGUGGAGGGAAAAUUGGGAGGAGAUCAGCGGGGUGGAUGAGCACUACACUCCCAUCAGGACCUUCCAGGUCUGCAACGUGAUGGAGUACAGCCAGAACAACUGGCUCCGCACCAACUGGAUCGCCCGCCAGUCGGCCCAGAAGAUCUACGUGGAGCUGAAGUUCACCCUGAGGGACUGCAACUCCAUCCCGCUGGUGUUGGGCACCUGCAAGGAGACCUUCAACCUCCUCUACCUGGAGACGGACGACGACCAGGGCAGCCACUUCAGAGAACACCAGUUUACUAAGAUCGACACCAUCGCCGCCGAUGAGAGCUUCACCCAAAUGGACCUCGGGGAUCGCAUCCUCAAGCUCAACACUGAGGUGCGCGAGGUGGGUCCCAUGACCAAGAAGGGCUUCUACCUGGCGUUCCAGGACGUGGGCGCCUGCGUAGCGUUAGUUUCAGUGAGGGUUUACUUCAAGAAAUGCCCACACAUUGUGAAGAAUCUAGCCUCUUUCCCUGACACGGUGCCCAUGGACUCCCAGUCGCUGGUGGAGGUCAAAGGCUCAUGUGUCAAUCACUCCAAAGAGGAGGAGCCGCCGCGAAUGUACUGCAGCACAGAGGGGGAGUGGCUCGUGCCUAUUGGGAAGUGUCUAUGUAACGCUGGGUACGAGGAGAGAAGCAACACCUGCCAAAUGUGCAGGGCCGGCUUCUACAAAUCUACGCUGGGAAACAUGGAGUGUUCAAAGUGUCCGCCUCACAGUUUCUCUCACCAUGAGGGGUCGCUGCACUGCGGCUGUGAGAAGAACUACUUCCGUGCCGAGGGAGACCCUGCCUCCAUGGCCUGUACCCGACCCCCUUCAGCUCCUCGAAACGUGAUCUCUUCCAUCAACGAGACCUCCGUUAUCCUGGACUGGAGCUGGCCGGAGGACGCCGGCGGGCGCAGGGACGUCACCUUUACCGUCCUCUGCAAGCGCUGCCGCGGCGAGGCCGCUAACGGCAGCAACGGCGGCAACCUGCGUUGCGAGCCCUGCCGGAGCAAUGUUCACUUUCUGCCUAGGGCCGCGGGCCUCCACAACACCACGGUGACGGUGGGCGACCUGCUAGCCCACACCAACUACACCUUUGAAAUCGAGGCGCUGAACGGUGUGUCAUCGCUGGCACCCAAGAUGAGGCAGUACGCCGCCGUCACCAUCACCACCAACCAAGCUGCUCCAUCCCCGGUCGCAGUGAUCAGAAAGGAGAAGACGUCUCGAAACAGCGUCUCGCUGUCCUGGCAGCAGCCAGAGAGACCCAACGGCAUCAUCCUCGACUAUGAGAUCAAAUACUACGAAAAGGAGGAGCAGGAGACCAGCUACACCAUUCUCCGUGCUCGUGGUUGUAACGUGACUCUGAACGGUCUGAAGCCCAACACGGCCUACCUGCUGCAGAUCAGAGCUCGCACAGCCGCCGGAUACGGAGCCAGCAGCCCCAGCUUCCAGUUUGAGACCAGCCCCGACUCAGCCUUCUCCAUCUCCAGUGAGAGCAGCCAGGUCGUUCUGAUCGCCAUCUCCUCCGCCGUGGCCAUCAUCCUGCUCACUGUGCUUCUCUACGUCCUGAUUGGCAGGUUUUGUUGCCACAGCAAAUCCAAACAUCCUGAUGAGAAAAGACUGCACUUUGGCAACGGCCACUUGCGUCUGCCGGGUAUCAGGACCUACGUGGACCCCCACACGUACGAGGACCCGAGCCAGGCUGUGCACGAGUUUGCGAAGGAGCUGGACGCCUCCUGCAUCGCCAUCGACAAAGUGGUGGGAGCAGGUGAGUUCGGCGAGGUGUGCAGCGGUCGCCUGAAGCUGCCCAGCAAGAAAGAGAUCUGCGUGGCCAUCAAGACUCUUAAAGGAGGAUAUACAGACAAGCAGAGGCGGGACUUCCUGGCUGAAGCGUCAAUCAUGGGACAGUUCGACCACCCCAACAUCAUCAGGCUGGAGGGGGUGGUAACACGCAGUAAACCCGUCAUGAUUGUCACAGAAUACAUGGAGAACGGAUCCCUGGACAGUUUCUUGAGAAAACACGAUGCCCAGUUUACUGGCAUCCAGCUGGUUGGCAUGCUGCGUGGCAUCGCCUCUGGCAUGAAGUAUCUGUCAGACAUGGGCUACGUUCACCGAGACCUGGCAGCUCGAAACAUCCUGGUCAACAGCAACCUGGUGUGUAAAGUGUCAGACUUCGGCUUGUCCCGAGUCCUGGAGGACGACCCGGAGGCUGCGUACACCACCAGGGGAGGUAAGAUCCCCAUACGGUGGACAGCUCCAGAGGCUAUCGCCUACAGGAAGUUUACAUCAGCCAGUGAUGCCUGGAGUUAUGGCAUUGUGCUCUGGGAAGUGAUGUCAUAUGGCGAACGGCCAUACUGGGAGAUGUCCAAUCAGGAUGUAAUAAAGGCUGUAGAUGAAGGAUACCGCCUCCCCCCGCCCAUGGACUGCCCGGCCACCCUCUACCAGCUGAUGUUGGACUGCUGGCAGAAAGAGAGGAACAACCGGCCCAAGUUUGAACAGAUCGUCAGCAUCCUGGAUAAACUCAUCCGUAACCCCGGCAGCCUCAAAAUCACGGCCAACACCACAUCCAGGCCGGCCAACUUGUUGUUGGACAGGAGCAGUUCAGAGGUUCCCUCGAUGGGGACGCUGGGUGACUGGAUGGACGGAAUGAGGACCUUGCCUUGCAAAGAGGCCUUCUCUGGGGUCAGCUACAGCUCCUGUGACACCCUGGCCAAGACCUCCACCGAUAGAGUGGUUCUGACGGAGGUCCACGUCACACCGGCCACUUGCCCAGAAUGGGAGCCGUCCAUGGGAAUCACCACUCUCUAACGCCCAGCUCCUCUCCGCCUCCUCAGGCUCUGGAUGGGAUCUGAAAAAGGUUGGAGUGACUAUCGUAGGACCGCAGAAGAAGAUCGUGAGCAGCCUCAAAGCCCUAGAUUCCCACACCAAGAAUGGCCCAGUACCUGUUUAAGAAAUGAACCCGACGAGUAAGAAACACCAGAGACCUGUCCGUCGGUGUGGUUGCUAAUCACAGUCUAACACAGUGGCUUCGUAUGUAAACUGGAAACGGAUGGAAAAAUAUGAUGUGAUUCAAACGAGGGCUUCCGUUGUUUCGUUGAAAGACGAUGUCAAGUCCUGACAGAGAAACAGGAAAGAGUUCAGCUAGUGAACCGGCUGACUCUCCGAACCCUCCGUCCCUCCAUGCCCACGUUGAGAUGCCUUACAGACAAAUAGGGGGGUAGAGAGAACAGAGGAAAGCCAAGGAGACCUGCCCAGGGUUACAAACUGGGACUGGACUGGGAUACAGGGCAAGGACUGGACUAACAUAAAGCCGGAGCUCUCCAAUAUUGGCUUAGCUUGACAGCAUAGCUUUCCCUUUACGGCUAAAAAGGGAACGGGAAUGCUCACAGUCUCUUCCCACCACGCCUGUGGAACGAGGCGGUGAAACGGCUGAGACGCCUUGCGUGGAAGAGCACGGCGGACAGCAGCAGCUCACCCGGAUUUGGACCCUUCCUGGACUAAUGAGGUCUGCGGCGUGAUAUUUUGUUGUAACUACCUACAUUUACAGUCUCUAUCCAUGAGAGAACUGAGCUGGUAUAUGGACACACCUAACCGAGCCAUUUUACUUCUGUAGCUCUAACAUAUAGCAUUUGCAUUCAUGUCACAUAAAAGCAAUAAUUAUGAUAAUCAGUUAAAUAGUCUCAUUGUAUGGAAGCCAUGAGUCCGUCACAUGUAUCGAACGCUGUGCUCUGAAGGUACGGGGGCCAUAACACACUUCACACACAGACUUUUCUUUAUGGUGACAUCUAUGUUCUAUGUGCUUAUGAACAGAUAUUGUACAGUUAUAGUGCCGUUCCCUCAACCCAACGCCCUUUGUGUGAAAUCUCAGGAUGUAUUCGUUAUUCGUUCUAACAAGGGGAAACAGACGGAGGGAGUAGAGACAGGAAUUGAGAGUGCAGGUUAAGAAAGAUAGAAAAGGGGGAAACUGUAAGAGAGAAAUUUAUGAGAGGAAAAAGAAUGAAAAAGAGAUGAAGUGGUGUCAUUCAGGCCUCAGACAUUCUUGUUGUGUUGCGGAAGUGUUUGAAACUAGAAGCGGGUUUGAGUUUCUUCUUCAGGUAAGACAGGUUAGCAUCACCAAUCCCACACAACAUCAGGUAUUUUCUUUCUAAGGAGUGGGAUUUGUUCGGAAGGUUGAGAUCGACACUGCGAAACUGAGGGUGUUGUAGUCUCGUUUUAGUCCAAGUCCGUAACUUGUCAACAAAAAGCCAUGCGGGAUCUGAAAUUUGCUGUAAAACGAGAACGUUGUUCCAGUACGAAAUUAAUCCAUGAAAUCCUGGUGUGUUUAAUGCAAAAAGUAGAGUGCCUCCUCUAGUUGGGUUGGAUCGGGGUGGGAUCACCAAACAAAAAGCUCCAGUUUCCAUUUAUUUUCAACAAAGUCUUUUUUCUGUGUUCUCAAAGGGGUUUUCUCAACACUGCCCUAAACUAACAAGGUGUGAAAAUGCCCUGAAAGAGAUGGAGCACUUCCAAUAAAUGAUUGCUUUCUGAGAUAGUUUCUAGUACAAUAUAUGUCCAGGAUGGGAUUUCCCGAAGGCACCUUAGAAUUUAAGAUGAUCUUUGUACUGUGAAGUACAGCCUUACAGAUGUUAGUCUCCUGCUUUGAUGUCACCCAGUCAAUCCCUCAGUGCAACACAUACCCAGUUAUUUCUAAACUGGCACUUUGGUACUUUGUGCUGUUGGAUGGGUAAUAUUUAACCACGAGGGUGUUAUCUUUAAGCUUCUUCCAAGCACUUAGUAGACAAUAUUUGAGCACUUUGAAUGGAAAUGUUUAAAGGUGCUCCGAUCUGUCGGCCACCGAUCGUUAUUGGCCGAUAUUCGUUCUAAAUAGUUUCAUUGGUGGUCUAUAUAAAGGCUGAUCAGAUGACGCAAAACAUGCAAAACAAUUUAUAUGCGCCACUAAAAUGACUUCACCGGAGUUGCAAGUUGUGUCUCUAAAGCCCCUUUUGCAGACUGUUCAAGGCGGGACUGUUGCGCCGUUAUUCCGUGUUGCUCCAUCGCCGAAGAGUAGUUCUGUUUAUACUGUCUGCUUGGAGGACGCGUUCCCCACAUGCACAGUAGAUCGCUACGCUACCAAUUGUAGAGUAUUGGCUGCACGGACAGGUACAUGCGGUCACAACAAAUUGCCGGUAUGUGAACGUCCACACAGAGCCUAUCCGUACACCUUCUGAUGACGAAAUUCACGUCACGCGUACCCUCGCAGACGCGCAAAGUAUAAUAUGUGUUUUCUUGUGAUCGGUGAUUGGCCCCAAAAAUCUUGAUCGGAGCACCCUUAGAAAUGUUAUUGCCUUGGUAUGGACUAAGGUGAUUUUGGUGCUUUUGGGAAACCCAUCUCUGUUGAGUGCGUCAGUCGGUCCUCUGUUACUCGGUCUACCUGUGGAUGCUGCUGUUGCUGCUAUGUGUUCUAAUUAGCAUGUACAUAAUGUAAACCAUCGUAAUGAUAGCAACUAGCGCUACAGAUCCCACUAUAUGUACAUGGCCAUCCCUCUUUGUACAAAUGUUUGUAUGUAUAAAAGAAAUAAAUAAAAAAUUGUGCAACAUUUUUAAUUAAAAAAGAGACAAAAAUCAUCUGUAUUAUAUUUUAUCUUAUUUUGGAUUAUAUUUGUUUGCUUUUUUUUUUUUUCUACAAUAAAAAGGCAAUUAUGAUUACAUUAUUAUUUAUUUGUUAACAUUAUACGACGCAAUGUUGAUGUUUUUUUUGUAGCAUACAGUAAAUUAUGUGUCAGUGCUAUCUGUGUUUUUGGUUUUUGACUUACUUUAUAAACCUGGGACAUCCGAGAGAGCAAUACUGUUAUGCACCCGAUAUCCAGAUCCCUCAUUCUCUGUCUCAAGACUGACCCGUGUGUCUGUGUGAGAGUUUACGUGUGCAAAUGUAGAUGGCCUUGUCUACUAAUGUAAAAUGAUUUGUAGUGGAAACAUUUAUAUUUUUAUAAUAAAUAUUCGCAAAAUAUUUUCCAAAAAAUGGAUGAUGAUA